This is a messenger RNA of Schistocerca cancellata (South American locust), 543 nucleotides long. RefSeq lists its product as uncharacterized. The coding region runs from base 1 to 543 and encodes 180 amino acids. The record is from RefSeq and is a predicted model, not a curated record. NCBI's taxonomy places the organism in Eukaryota, Metazoa, Arthropoda, Insecta, Orthoptera, Acrididae. The transcript is spliced from 2 exons.
AUGUACAAGAAGAUGAAAUUGACAGAUGACGAAAUUAGAAAUUUGCUUGAGAGUUCAGACUAUGAAUUUAGUGGUGAACUAUCUGAAAGCUCAAGCAGUGAAACUAAAGGUGUAUUCAUGGAAAUUCCAGAUCAAGUAGUUUCUGACAGCAGCAAGUUGGAUGAAAGUGAGCAGGAUAUUCAACCAACAAGAAGACGACCCAGGCUGAAAGCACAAAUUGAUCAACUUGAAAAAGACAUGGUGGCCCCAUCAAGUAUGAUAUGGAAGAGAAGCCCUUACGUAAAUCAGAGCAGGAGGUCUGUUGCUAACGUAAUGAGAACCCCGAAAGGAACUAAGCCAGGGAUAAAACCUGAUACACCAGGUAAAGCUUUUCUCAUGUACUUCGGUGAUAACAUCCUGGAUAACAUUUUGAUGUGUACCAAUCAAAAGCUUGGAAAUCUUAGGGAAUCAUCUGAAGAUAUUUUCAUAAAAAAAUUCGAAAGCAUUUUAAAGGGAAGAAAUUGUGUCAGCAAUUGGAAUUCUACUGAACUAUGGAGUCCAUAG